AUGAAGACGGCUGACAAGGGUUCUGCGAGUGGCACGGGGCUGCAAGGCAGACGGCAGCUCAUCCGUUCCCCCGGACCUGGCCGUGUCUCAGCUCCUGAGCUGCAGCACAGACAGCUGGUCGCUCUCCCGCUGGUCACCGACACCCACAAGCAUCACUACCGGGCUGAUCACCUUCCUCCUUGCAACGCCCCGAAGGGGAAAGGCUCUGGAAAGCAGCGCCAGACCCACCGACACCCUCUUGGCUGGGAUCUGCCCAGCCCUGCGACCUGGGGUGUUUGCGUGCCUGGGGACAGGGGGUCCCGUUUGCGGGCGCUGUGGCUCGGGGUGCGGUUUCGUGCGGUGCCGGGUCCGAGCCCUCGUGUCCGCGGCUCCCUCGGAAGGGCCCCCGUGCCCUGUGGGCAGCCGUGGCUUGUGUUGCGCAAACACAGUGGGGUAGGAAGCAAAGAGGUUCUUGCACCGUCCCAGGAGAGGACCCGACAGAGGCUACAGAGCAAAACCCUCCCUAGUGUUGAGGAGGAGCUUGGUCAGGAGAUUACAGAAGUUUGUGGAGCCAAGCGUGUGGGUUAUUUUGGUCCUGCUCAGUUUUAUAUUGCUUUGAAGUUAAUUGCAGCAGCACAGUCAGGGCUCCCAGUACGGAUUGAGAGCAUUAAGAAUGAAUUGCCUCUGCCGCGGUUUGUUGCGCUGAAAAAUGACAGUGAAGUACGUUAUGGGACUCCAGCAGAACCCCAUGGAGUUAAAUUUCAGGUUCCACAUGCAACUUUGGAAAAAAAUUCCUACAAAAGAACAGAUGAAGGGGACAAACAGGAACCCAAGUCUCCAUCAAUGUCUCCAAUCUGCUCACCUCCUGCUUCUCCAUCUACGUACCAGAGAAUACCCUUAAGUUAUGGAUAUGGUAAAUCAAGAAGCGGGCCAGAGCAGCAGCAUGGAGCUCCUUAUGAAGUCAGACAUUCUACUCACCAGCAAGAUGGACAAUCAUCAGGGAAUUAUGGAGCCAAACCUGCAGUCACCUGUUCAAUUCUUAAUCGGUCUCUUUCAGCAGAGCGGGAGCAGCAGGACAGCAGCACCCACUACUCAGAUGACCCUUGGAGGAUAACAGAGGAGCAACGAGACUACUACAUCAACCAGUUCAGGUCCCUGCAGCCUGACCUGAACUCCUUUAUUUCAGGUUCUGUGGCAAAGAAUUUCUUCACAAAAUCAAAGCUCCCCAUCCCUGAGCUUUCUCACAUCUGGGAGCUGAGCGAUGUGGAUUGCGAUGGGGCGCUGACGCUGCCGGAGUUCUGUGCUGCUUUCCACCUCGUGGUGGCGAGGAAGAACGGGUACCAGCUGCCGGAGACGCUGCCAGAGACGCUGCUGCCCGAGUACCUUCAAGCAGCUUCUUUGAAGCCCAUUCAUGACUGUGCACUGUUUGAUUCUUAUUCUGAGUUGUUGCCAGGUGGUCAGCAGACUCGGGACUUCAGUCGGACGGAGAAGGCAUCUGCUGAAGAGGUACCUGACAACUCUGCCCUGUUGCAAGACUCAAAGAAAGAUGACAAACAAGCUCUUAAAGUAAGCACUGUUCUCAAAACGAUACCAAAGGAAUUCCAGCACUUGACUGUGAAAACAGCUGCUCAGGAAUCUUACGCACUGAAAGCCAGACCACGAUCCAGGUCAUAUUCUAGCACAUCAAUAGAAGAUGCCAUGAAAAAGGGAGAAGAGCCCCCUACUCCACCUCCAAGGCCACAGAAAUCACAUUCCAGAGCUUCCUCUUUGGAUCUAAACAAAAUAUUUCAACAAAAUACACAAGCUGUGAGGUCUGGCUGGCUGCCCCCACCACCUCCUGCACUGCCCCCUCGGCCUUCUGUGUCUCAGACAGAGCCAGUAUCUGAGGUUGAAUUACAUCCUCAAAUGAAUAGACCCCCAUCACAGGCAGAAGAAAGCAGUUCAGCAAAAAAGGAGGUUGUUCUCGCUCAGCCGCCCUCCAAACCCGCCCGCAGGAAGCUCCGGACUGAGACACAGGGGCUGGAGACCCCUGAGCAUUCUCCCACUAUAAGUGUGACUUCUUCCUUGCCAGUAGUCAAGCCUCACCUCCCAGUUCAAAAACAGUCUUCCAAGCAGAAAAGGGCUAUUCAGACUGCCAUACGAAAAAACAAAGAAGCCAAUGCUGUGCUUGCCAGGUUGAACAGUGAGCUCCAGCAGCAGCUGAAGGAGGUUCACAAGGAACGAAUUGCCUUGGAAACGCAGCUGGAGCAGCUACGUCCCGUCACCGUCUUGUGA
This is a messenger RNA of Chaetura pelagica (chimney swift), 2253 nucleotides long. It is a transcript of the gene REPS2, whose product is annotated as RALBP1 associated Eps domain containing 2. Gene Ontology annotation, molecular function: calcium ion binding; protein binding. Gene Ontology annotation, biological process: endosomal transport; endocytosis. NCBI's taxonomy places the organism in Eukaryota, Metazoa, Chordata, Aves, Apodiformes, Apodidae. The transcript is spliced from 20 exons. The record is from RefSeq and is a predicted model, not a curated record. Gene Ontology annotation, cellular component: cytoplasm; plasma membrane. Bases 1 to 2253 code for a protein of 750 amino acids.